Messenger RNA from Oxyura jamaicensis (ruddy duck), 543 nucleotides. It is a transcript of the gene TAF10, whose product is annotated as TATA-box binding protein associated factor 10. Gene Ontology annotation, molecular function: RNA polymerase II general transcription initiation factor activity; promoter-specific chromatin binding. The coding region runs from base 90 to 473 and encodes 127 amino acids. The transcript is spliced from 4 exons. Gene Ontology annotation, cellular component: SAGA complex; transcription factor TFIID complex; nucleus. Gene Ontology annotation, biological process: transcription initiation at RNA polymerase II promoter. Lineage: Eukaryota; Metazoa; Chordata; Aves; Anseriformes; Anatidae. The record is from RefSeq and is a predicted model, not a curated record.
GGGGCGGGGCCGGGGGUGGCGGUCGCUGAGCGCCUCUGCCCGCAGCGCCCGUGUCGGCGGCCGUGGCCGCGGCUCCCUCCGAAGGGGCGAUGUCCAACGGUGUGUACGUGCCGCCCAGCGCCGCCAACGGGGACGUGAAGCCGGUGGUGUCCACCACACCGCUCGUGGACUUCCUGAUGCAGCUGGAGGACUACACGCCUACGAUCCCGGACGCCGUCACUGGCUAUUACCUCAACAGAGCGGGCUUUGAGGCCUCGGACCCGCGCAUCAUCCGUUUGAUCUCUCUGGCCGCGCAGAAGUUUAUUUCUGACAUUGCCAACGAUGCGCUGCAGCACUGCAAGAUGAAGGGAACAGCCUCGGGCAGCUCCCGCAAUAAGAGCAAGGAUAAGAAGUACACACUGACCAUGGAGGACCUGACACCAGCACUCGCGGAAUAUGGCAUCAAUGUGAAAAAGCCACAUUACUUCACAUAAAGACUGAGGGAUUGUCUCGGAACUUUUUUAGGGUUGCUUCUGUGCCAUUAAACAGCUCGGUAGUCUUUUU